GUUGGAAAGUAAGGUGUCGCUCGAUCCCCCGAGACUCGAUCACUACGUCAUCACAUAUACUUCCAAUGAACGAGCCGCGAGAUGAUGUCCAGCCGAGUCCGCGAUAACAAUAAACCCGCCAAAGCAUCUCUCGCGUGAAGACUCCGUUAUCGAUAGCAACAUCUCGUGCUGUGUCGUCUGCAUUUCCCGUUAUGCACCUUCCAUGCAAUGGAAAUAGCUGGACUUGUCCAAGGAUAAAGCUUUUAAUUUCUAUUCUUUGCUACAUGUAUUUUCAUUUUUGAAAAUGAUAUUUGGAGGACACUUGACGCUUGUAUUGAUCGUUUUUCUCGGUUUAUUCGACUAUUCAAUUUGCUUCAAGUGCUUCCGGUGCAUGUCCAUGUUAUCCCCAAACUCGACCUGCGACCUUUCACCCAUUGACCUCGUAGCCAUUGAAUGUGACACCUACUGCUUUACGGAAGUUAUGAUGGCGGCUGGAGUCCAUGUCUACACCAAGCGUGACUGCACACGACAGUUCGACUGCACCGAGGAGUCCACUUGCCGUGAACUCGCCCAUUCGGGCAACUGCAAAGCGUGCUGUCGGGAUAACUUCUGCAACAAAUACACUGGGAGAGCGGUGGCUUAUAACACCAUGGAGUCGAUGGGGGUGUCCCGUCACUAUAGCAACAAUCGUUGGGCGUGGCUCACUGCGGCGCUGUCAGUGGGUGUAUAUCUGAGGCAGCUUUCUUCAGCAUCGUAAACCCCGUUUGGCUUUUUGCUUUGAUCUAAUUUUGAGCCCGAUUUAAAGACACCAUCUUCGAUUUUUUUGGCUUGUUGUCUGUAAUUGAAAGUGCUUGACCAUGUAUAAUU
Lytechinus variegatus (green sea urchin) is the source of this 846-nucleotide messenger RNA. RefSeq lists its product as uncharacterized. The record is from RefSeq and is a predicted model, not a curated record. NCBI's taxonomy places the organism in Eukaryota, Metazoa, Echinodermata, Echinoidea, Temnopleuroida, Toxopneustidae. Bases 284 to 736 code for a protein of 150 amino acids. The transcript is spliced from 3 exons.